This is a messenger RNA of Zychaea mexicana, 650 nucleotides long. RefSeq lists its product as uncharacterized. NCBI's taxonomy places the organism in Eukaryota, Fungi, Mucoromycota, Mucoromycetes, Mucorales, Lichtheimiaceae. The transcript has a single exon. Bases 95 to 514 code for a protein of 139 amino acids. The record is from RefSeq and is a predicted model, not a curated record.
AUGACGUAUUGGAUGAAACCGAUCACUCGCUGCUGAGACUGUGUCUCUCACGCAUUGUCACUUGCUACGCACGGAUCAAGUUCAGCGUCUCUCGAUGUAUCUUCCCCGAAGUAUUCCUACCGAUAGGCUGGAGGUCCUCAUCAACAAUUUCGAUACCCAUGGGCUUACGGCUGACUCUUGUGCCCUCUUUGAACAAAUUGCUGCCAAAUUUGUAUCUGAUGACGCAUGUAUUGAAGACCUGCUGGCUCUGAUCCUUAAUUUGAAUGUUGGCAAGAAUCAUCACUCGCAAGAAUACCGUGUUCGGUGCAUCUUGGAAUAUGUGAUUGAAUCCCCUGAUGAUUGGCACCAAGUCGAUUCUGAAAUGACAGUCUAUCGCCGUGUCGCCUCAAUCAUGGAUUAUCUUUUUCGGUCAACAGGCAUUAAAUUAGUGAAUGGCGAAUCCAUCAGCCAGUGCACCAAAUCAGCUCGCCAGGGUUGGCACACGAACCUACGGCAGCUAUUCUCCAGGCAUUAAGGACACUGUUGGAGAAUCAGGGCAGACAAGAUAUAACUCCAGUCUCUCGAGUUCGUAUACGUAAACCCGACACGUAUAAUGGCGACCGUAGUCUGGAUACCGCGAUUGGUUGGGUACGCAUGUUUGAAAUGGUACC